Molecule: messenger RNA, 790 nt
Organism: Fusarium graminearum PH-1
Lineage: Eukaryota; Fungi; Ascomycota; Sordariomycetes; Hypocreales; Nectriaceae
Exons: 8
Coding region: 203-514 (103 amino acids)
Biological process (GO): cilium assembly; microtubule-based process
Cellular component (GO): cytoplasmic dynein complex
Molecular function (GO): dynein light intermediate chain binding; dynein intermediate chain binding
Source: RefSeq, a predicted model, not a curated record
GCGUUUCAUCAACACCUCCAUCAGUACAAACAAACCACUGACUGACCCGUCCUCUGCACCCGUACCCGUACUUAACUUAAUACUUUCUGCUUGACUUUUUACUUUACAGCACUAAUCACUCGAGAACGCUGACGCCCCAUACCUCGCGCUUAUCGCUCGCAUUCGCUUCCCAAACCGAACACUUUCAUCAAUCCUAAUCACAAUGUCCGACGCUCACGCUCCCAAGGCAGAGUCUCCCGUUCCCCGGGAGAAGCUCGAGGCUCAGAUCAAGUCCGCCGACAUGACGGAGGACAUGCAACAAGAGUCCAUUGAAGUUGCUCAGGAGGCUAUGGCCAAGUUCACUAUUGAAAAGGACAUCGCACAGCACAUCAAGCGAACCUUCGACGAGCGAAAGGGACCUACCUGGCACUGUAUUGUUGGUCGCAACUUUGGCAGCUUCGUCACUCACGAGACUAAGCACUUUAUCUACUUCUACCUUGGCCACUGCGCAAUUUUACUAUUCAAAACGCAAUAGGCAUGGGAGCAAUGGCUCACCAGUGGGGGCCUUUGGAAGAGUCUGUUGUAGCGCAUGAGAACAACGGGGUAGGACAGGAGGAAAGCAAGGCAAAAGGUAUCGGCAAUGGCAAUGAAAACGUCAACAGAACAUCAUCAUCAUCAUCAUCAUAGCUGUCAUGCUGCCUACCCUACCCUGCCGUGCUCGCCUCGAUGUACGAUACGGGCAGCCGUGGAGCCUGCGGCUGUACUAGUUUUACUAUGAUCAAUAACAAGGGGCGCUUGCCCAGAUUUUUCC